AUGACAAAUCAAGAUCCUAGUUUGAGUUUUCUUGACCAUUCCGAUCCUCUAUUUCUUCAUCCUGCUGACCAUCCUGGUUUAUUGUUGGUCUCUAAACCAUUUAAUGGUUCGAAUUUUGGUUCAUGGAAGAAAUCUAUGUCAAUCGCUUUAUCAGCAAAGAACAAAUUAAUCUUUAUCAGUUCCAAUUCUCAGCCUCUUGCCACUGAUCUGAAGUUUCCUCAAUGGAAGAGAUGCAAUGAUAUGGUUACCUCCUGGAUUUUGAAUGUCUUAUCUCCAGACAUUGCUGACAGUGUUCUUUAUUCGGAUUCCGCUCACGACAUCUGGAAAGAACUUGACGAUCGCUAUGGCCAAGCAAAUGGUGCCAAGCUAUUUCAAUUAGAGAAAGAUAUUCGUUUAUCAGGCCAAGGUACAAAUGAUAUCGCUGGAUACUUUACUAAAUUGAAGAAAAAUUGGGAUGAGUUAAACACUUUAUCUUCUCUGCCUAUUUGUUCUUGUGUGAUUACAAUCACAUCAGAGGUAAUAUUUUAA
Amaranthus tricolor (Joseph's coat) is the source of this 528-nucleotide messenger RNA. RefSeq lists its product as uncharacterized. Lineage: Eukaryota; Viridiplantae; Streptophyta; Magnoliopsida; Caryophyllales; Amaranthaceae. The record is from RefSeq and is a predicted model, not a curated record. The coding region runs from base 1 to 528 and encodes 175 amino acids. The transcript has 2 exons.